Molecule: messenger RNA, 629 nt
Organism: Rosa rugosa (rugosa rose)
Lineage: Eukaryota; Viridiplantae; Streptophyta; Magnoliopsida; Rosales; Rosaceae
Exons: 1
Coding region: 68-562 (164 amino acids)
Source: RefSeq, a predicted model, not a curated record
AGCUCCCAUACGAAAGAAACUUGAGACUCUCUGGACUCUGGGAUCAAAAAUACAAUUCCCCCAAGAAAUGGCUAUCCUCGAUAAUACCACUUUCGAAAUCAUAACCCCAUCUCGCUUCACCACCUUCAGCCUCCGCGUCGCCGUUCUCGACUCGCCGCCGACCCACCCCGAGUCGCCGGAAUGCUCGUCCCCAAACACCGCCAGUCCGACUGGAUAUUCUCCACCCACUCCGGCCAUCUCCAGCUCCUCCUCAGGGGUGAGCUUGAAACCUCUCUUUCUUGCUUUAUCUCCCAAGUCCAAGUCCUGCUUUAAACACGGCAUUCCUGAGAUACCCAUUUUGAGUUACCAAGAUAAUUUGAUUUCUAGUUUGGUUUUGGAAAAAUGCGUUGGGUGUUUGGUUGGUGAAAUGGUGGUGGAGGAUGUGGAGAUUGACUCUGGUGGUGAGGUUUCAACGAGGGAGUUCAGGAGGCGUUUGAGAUUUAGAAGAAUGCCCAAUUUGAUCCAGACGGAGGUGCUAAGGGUUUUCAGGUUGUGGGUGUGGAAGCCGAUGAGGAGGUGCUAAGGGUUUCUAGGCGGUAUUUUGGGCUGGACGAUGGAGAGCAUAUCAAAGUUUGUGUUGGAGAUGCAUU